This is a messenger RNA of Camellia sinensis, 849 nucleotides long. Lineage: Eukaryota; Viridiplantae; Streptophyta; Magnoliopsida; Ericales; Theaceae. The record is from RefSeq and is a predicted model, not a curated record.
AUGGUGGUGGAAAUGUUUGUUCUUGGUAGCAAUGGGUGUGGACGUUUUGAACUUCAAUCAUCUUUUGCAGGAAGCUUUCCCAAACAAGUCGUCGGAGAAGGGGUGAGGGUGAGGCUGGCCGUUGGAUUUGUUGGGCUCAAUCUCAGCCAUUGCACAGAAGAAAUGAAGGAGGGGAGUAAAGGAGAGGAUCUGAACUCGUUCAGGAGGACAAUGGUUCAAAUAGUUGGUAUGUUCAUUUCGUUUCUCGAUCGAACUCGAACUGGUCACGAUUGCUUCAGAAGAGGUGUUGUGACUCCUCACCAACAGCAACAGCAACAGAGGACCCAUGAAACAGAGUCGGUGGAGGAAAAACUAGGUUCGGUUCCUAGAGUUUACUGUCCGAAGCUAAUUCAGAGAUUGCCUCAUCUUCCUCACAAUCACCAAGUGAAAAACGGAUCUAUUGAUCGAAAGGAGUUACCAAAGAUGAUCAAUUUCGCGGCAGUGGCGUCACUGCCGAAUUCGUUCAUGUCGUCUCUGACGGGAGACACCGACAGCCUACAGCAUUCGAUGUCGUCGGCGUUUCAGAUUACGAACCCGUCGUCGGCUGGUCGGCCACCGCUGUCCAAGAGGAAGUGCAGCUCGAUGGACGAUGCGGUCGCCAAGUGCGGUGCGUCCUCAGGGCGAUGCCAUUGUUCUAAGAAAAUGAAAUUGAAGGUGAAGAGAGUGGUAAGAGUGCCGGCAAUAAGUGUGAAGUUGGCCAACAUACCAUCGGAUGAUUAUUCCGAGAGAAAGUAUGGUCAAAAGCCCAUCAAAGGUUCCCCACAUCCAAGCGACAUUGAUUUGUGCACUGGUAUGAAUGUGUGGGAAUGA